CACUGUUUUAGAGAGAGAGAGAGAGAGAGAGAGAGAGAGAGAGAGAAGGAGAGGUUUCUGUGCUUAUUUUUAAUGCCCUCUCCAUUUAGUUAGAGAUCAUUUUCAAUACAAAACCACACAGAGAAUCUGUAGAGAGAGAGACAGAGAGAGAAGAGAAAAUGUCUUGAAUUUUUCUUUUAUUCUGUUCUAAUUCUUUUAUUAAUUUUUCUCUGAAUUCUCCGAUCUUUGUUUUGCAAUUCUCAAGGAAAACCAGAGCAUAUAAUUAUUUGUUUCUCUGUACAUACUUUGUAGAUUUUUUUUUUGAAUCUGAAGAUCGUUUCUUUGAGUGAAGGAAUGUGGGCAGUGUAAUUGUCAUGUAUGCUUAAGAUAUGGUGGUGAAGAAGAGGCAAGAUUAUGGUUUCAGUGGCUUCUAUGUUCCCUUCAUACCUAGGGCACCUAGAUCAGCUAGACGGAGGGGUCUGCAUAAAAAGAAAGUUGAUGAUACUCAAAUUUGUGCAUUUGAAUUACUGGCUUCUUUAGCUGGAAAACUAUUGCAGGAGAGUGAAAGUUCUGCUUCUAGUAGUGCAUCCGAAACAAAUGAUCAGCCUGCAAUUGGUGAUGAUGUUAUUAAACAGGAGCGAGAUGAAAAAAAACUGCUGAAAACUGAGUGCCUUGAUCAGGGAAGCUGUGAAGAAAGUGUUUUUAUCCCCGAGUUUGCCCCAUCAAACAAUGAUAAAAAGUGCCUCCUGAAGAAAUCCCAACAUGCUGAGAGUGAUUCCAUUCUGGUGCGCUCCUCCAUAAUCACAAAUUCAGAUUACUCAGAGAAAAUUAGCAGUAAUAUGAAGUCUGUGAUUAGCAAAAGCAAGACUUCAUGUGAUAAUUUCCUGUCUAAAGUAGAGGGAGGCUUUCCUCGUGCUGGGGAACAUAGUGAUGAUUUUGUGGAAAAUGGAUUCAGCACACAGCGAGAGGCUGAUGGUAUUGAGACUGGAGGUUUGACUACUGAUAACACAUUCAAUUUAAAGGAUCCCAUGGACUUGUGUACAAAAUUUCCAGCACUGAUCAAUUCAGAUAAUAAUGUCAAGUUUCCAUCAUGCAGGAACCCUGUUCCUAAUGCCUCUAUUUUAAGGCUUAGGAAUGAUAGUAAAUUAGGUAUUAGAGAUGACGAUGAAAAUUUUUCUAGGUGUAAUAAACCUGGCACCAAGCCAAGGGCAUUUAGGUAUCCAUCCCAUAUUGGGGACCGAAGAAUAAGGAAAUUAUUGACAUCUAAAUACUGGAAAGUAGCUCCAAAAUUGAAGGAUUGUGAUCAAUCGAAAGUUGGUUUUUUAGAUGGGGGAAUGAGGCCUCUUUAUCGCAAGCGGAAGAUAUGUUACAGUCGUGAAAAAUAUCAACACGACACUCUUUACAAGAGGAGGAAGUUUUCUGACCAUAGCUUAGUUAUGACUUCUGAUGGAGGGUUCAGCAGCGAGAGUGUUUGUAAUUCUCCAGAAAAGGGCAUAAAUGUAGACAAAAAUGGCCCCGCUACAAUGUUUCAUGGAGCAAAUGGGGUAAAAUCAAUGUCAUCAUCAAUUAUAGGCCAUCAAGCUUCUUUCCAUUCCAAGGAUUCUCAUGUGAAGUUCAGCAUUAAGUCCUUCAGGAUACCAGAGCUUUUAAUUGAGGUCCCCAAAACUGCAACUGUUGGUUCACUGAAGAGGACAGUUAUGGAGUCUGUGACCGCUAUACUUGGAAGUGGUUUAUGUGUUGGAGUGCUUCUUCAUGGAAAGAAGGUUAGGGAUGAUAACAGAACCUUAUUACAGACUGGUAUCAGUUCUAAAGAGAACCUUGAUACUUUGGGUUUCACAUUGGAACCUAGUCCUGUGCAAGCUCCUCCAACUGUGUGCACUGAAGAUCCUCCUAUUCCAUUAACAUGUGACACAUCUCAACUUUCACCAAGGCCCCCAGCUGCUCCUGUUUUAGAUAUGUGGAUUUCUGAUGCCUCACGUGACCCUUCUCCACUGACUAAUUCAAGCAAUAACAUUGACAGUAAUCACGAAUCAGUUUCCUCCCAUACUGACAAAUUAGCUGACAAAAGACUGUCAGAGUCUAGAGCUCUGGUUGCAGUUCCACCUGCGAGUGUUGAGGCACUUGCUAUUGUUCCUGUUAACCAGAAAGCUAGGCGACCUGAACUUGUACAGCGUCGAACCAGGAGACCGUUCUCUGUGUCAGAAGUAGAAGCACUUGUGCGGGCAGUUGAGGAACUUGGAACUGGAAGGUGGCGCGAUGUUAAGUUACGAUCUUUUGAACAUGCAGACCAUCGAACUUAUGUGGACUUGAAGGAUAAAUGGAAGACAUUGGUUCACACGGCUAAGAUUGCCCCUCAGCAAAGAAGGGGUGAACCUGUGCCUCAGGAGGUGUUAGACAGGGUCUUGGCUGCUCACGCAUACUGGUCUCAGCAUCAAGCUAAGCAACAUAGUAAGAAUCAGGGUACAGUUGUGAAGAUCACCGAGGCCCAUGGUGGUAGAAAUGGAGUUGAAGGUGAAAUUCACUUGUUAUGAUGUAAAAAGAAAGGAACUUGUUGACAGUAACAGGGAAGAAGAAACUUGUACAAAUGAUUCAAAUUUGUGUAAUAAUUGUCACACUCACAUGAUUUAUUGCCACCUGGCCAACGUGCUGGGGAUUGGCUUUUGUAAAUGACUGGAUGGAAUAAAGAACAGUCUAACAAAAAUUUAGAGUUAUUUUUUUU
Hevea brasiliensis (rubber tree) is the source of this 2698-nucleotide messenger RNA. RefSeq names its product telomere repeat-binding protein 3. NCBI's taxonomy places the organism in Eukaryota, Viridiplantae, Streptophyta, Magnoliopsida, Malpighiales, Euphorbiaceae. The coding region runs from base 369 to 2510 and encodes 713 amino acids. The record is from RefSeq and is a predicted model, not a curated record. The transcript has 10 exons.